CCCAACCUGUCGCCCACUCCCUCCCUCCACGAUCCCCUCCGUUCCCUCCGUUCCCUCCGUUCCCUUAUUCUCCUCCUUCCCCUCUCUACCUUCUCCUCCCUCUCCUCUCUACCUUCUCCUCCCUCGCCUCUCUACCUUCUCCUCCCUCCCCUCCGUUCCCUCAUUCUGUUCUUUUCCCUUUGUUUCUCCUCUCUGCACUCUCAACCACUCAUCCUUUUCCUCUUAUCCUCAACAUCAGGGCUGACAGUGUGAAUCGAGUUAUAAUCAGUCCUACCAUCUUGCCAGCUCCUCGCAUGCGUAUUGCCUUCCCUUGUGCUCGCUGCAACAUCCGGUGAGAUGCGUCGAGGGGAGGGCUGGAACAUCAAGGCUUGAGGCCAACGUCUCCUUGCCUUGUUUCAUAGACGGGGGUGUAGAGUUGAGGUAACAGCGUGUGUGAGCGUUGGAGGCAUGAGAUCUAGCAUUGAGAUUGCAGCAAAAAAGAUCUGGAGGUGUUGGAGAAGCUUCAGAAAUCGUAGGAUCUUCGCGUACCUUCGUCAUGCUGUCUGCCGAGCAGAGGACAGCUUGACCCAUCAGGUUCUCCGCAAGAUCAGCCCUCUCGAGGCUUCUGUCCUCCGUGAUCCAACCCUCAAUGCUCGUCUUCGUUUCCGCUUCGGAGGAAGCAACUUUCCGCCGCUCAUUCUGUACAAGAUCUUCAUCAACGCGAAUGUACAAUACAUCGCCGGGGCCAACCGAAUUCUCGCUGGCAGCAAGGCAGCUGAAGAUGCUUGUGACAUCAUGGGGGAACGAAAAUAUUUUGACAUCAUUCUAAGCGACGUCGAGAACUGUACACCGUUAUCUGACUCGGUGCUGAUCCAAGACGAUCUCAGCCUGCAAACCCGGUUGAAAGAGCACAGCAUGUUGGAUUCACAUGCUGUGUGGCUGGGUGGACGAGGAAAUGGAUGGCGGGUGUUGAUCGACGACAGGUUCAUCAUCAACGAGAACGCCCUCCGCUUCUCUGCCUCCCGAGAUGUUCAGAGCGGCAAGUACGAGAAGAUCAUGGACUCGCUCUUGACGGUAAGCUUUUCACCCUAA
Messenger RNA from Guillardia theta CCMP2712, 1071 nucleotides. RefSeq lists its product as hypothetical. The coding region runs from base 448 to 1071 and encodes 207 amino acids. Lineage: Eukaryota; Cryptophyceae; Pyrenomonadales; Geminigeraceae. The record is from RefSeq and is a predicted model, not a curated record. The transcript has a single exon.